AGCCCGAAAAAAAACGCAACCCUUGACUACCAAUAUUUGUAAGCGACUUUAUAAGAAAACAAGCCCAAAGUCGCUUGUAAUAAGCGGACUUGGCAACACUGAACAUGACCUAUGUACACGACUCAAGUUGCUACACGGAUGUAUUUAAGUUAAGGACAGUUGAUUUGCGCCGCCUUGUGUUUUUAUUGAAGUAGGAAUCCGAGCACUUAAGAUGUGUGUUAAGGAGGUUCGUUCAUAUAAAGUAUAGUUGGCGUCUCAUGAGGACCUUUACAAUUUUUUUUUUUAAAUAGCGCCUUACAUUUUUAAAUGACGUUGUAUCUGACUGUGUGACAGAGUUUCGGAGGGAAGAAAAGUGUCUCGAGACGUUUUAAAAAAAAAUAGUUUUCCUCAAGCUACAUGGCGUGUGAAGGAAACGGCAUGUCAGAUGCGAGGAUAGGGGAGGCCCUGAUCAAAGAGGUGAUUGAGGAGGAGCUGAAGGACGUACCCUCAGAGGACAUCCCACCCCUUACUCCACUGGCAGUCUUAAAGACUGACCAGGAGCAGAAGGUGGUGACCCAGCUGGCCAAAAUGAUCUGCAUCAUUGGGGACAAGGUCCAAGGUGACCAGGAGUUCAAAGAUGCGAUAGAUGGGAUAACUGGUUCCUCCCGCUCUAAGUGGGACACUUUUCAGGCAGUGGCAGACAAAGUGUUUCAACACGGGAUCAGCUGGGAGAGGAUUGCUGUGCUCUUCUAUGUCGCUGGAAAGCUUGCUGUCAAGAUGGUGGAGGCCCAUCUCCCUCAAUCAGUGAGGGAGAUCCUAAGGUGGACUGUGGAUUUUUUCAGAAAUAAUCUACUGGACUGGAUCCGUGAACAUGGAGGAUGGAUCAACAGCUUCUCUGAGCUGGCAGUGGCAUCCAUGCAGAACGUGUCAUCGUUGAGCUAUCGUAACUACAGCCUUGCCCUGAUCUUUGUCACCGGCCUGGCUCUAGGAAGCAUCAUCACCUGGAAACUAACCAAAAGGUUCUGAGGUGCCAAAAAUCCAUUGUGUUUCCCUAUAUUCAUUCUGCAGCUGCACACCACCACGAACAUGACACUGCCCUGAGUCACUGAAUGAGCCAACUGUCUGUGGUUGGUUCAUGUCUGUAACAGCAGGACAGUCAAGUUUUUCUAAAUUGCUAAAGUCAGUUGAACAAGUGAAGUAAAGAUAUAUUGUUGGUAUUGUAAGCUACUGGUAGUCUCACAUUGAUAAAACCUAUCUAUUGAAAGUGUUAAGUUGAGGAUGGAAUUUGGUGUUGUGGUAUCCCCACAUCUCCCAAGCUAAAGCAGUAAACCUAGGGAAAACGCUGGUGG
Etheostoma spectabile (orangethroat darter) is the source of this 1328-nucleotide messenger RNA. Its product is annotated as apoptosis regulator BAX. Gene Ontology annotation, molecular function: BH domain binding; channel activity. The transcript has 6 exons. The coding region runs from base 397 to 1005 and encodes 202 amino acids. The record is from RefSeq and is a predicted model, not a curated record. Gene Ontology annotation, biological process: release of cytochrome c from mitochondria; mitochondrial fusion; extrinsic apoptotic signaling pathway in absence of ligand. Lineage: Eukaryota; Metazoa; Chordata; Actinopteri; Perciformes; Percidae. Gene Ontology annotation, cellular component: mitochondrial outer membrane.